AUGGCAGGCUCAACCUUUCCAGCAAAAGUCUCAAAUUCUUCUCCAGCGGACGGGAAAUCUGAAGCCCAGCACGUCAAAAAGUCCUCCUCGACUCUUCCUACCCCGUCAGCUACCGAGUCCUCUGCUGUCCCAGAAUCAUCCAUUGGCAAAGGCUCAGCAGUACCAGGUGCAAAUGUCUCGGCCUACAAGAGCUACCCGUCAUAUGACACCGAGCGGUGCAAUACAGAUAGCAGUGGCAACUCGGAUAUCGAACCUGGCCCAUACCUUGCUGAGAUGAAUGCCAAAUCUAAAGCAGAAAGUCAGGCUACAUGGGCGAAAGCUUUCGGCAUAUCCAACUCGACAGAGUCCUCGAUUGCUGCUUCCAAACGCAAAGGAUCUUCGUUUGAAGACUCUGAUGAACAGCCAAAGAAAUUAAAGAGACGAGCAGCACCGAAAAAGAAUGCCUCAUCCUCCAGCAAGUCAACCCAGAAGCGUCCGGCAAAGGUCAUGGUUGAAAGUGAUUCUGAGGUUGUGACAGUGGGUUCCCAGUUUCUCAAGAUCCUAGCUAAGGGCUGGCAAACCCCCUUGGGCUUCUCCACACCUCGGUGGUGCUAUCUUGUCGAGUGGGAAGAAGAUGAGGCUACCAAUACCAAGACUGGAGAUACCACUUGGGAGCCGGUCAACAUCAUAAAGAAGGACCAAGGAAAGAUGGUUGAGGCUUUUGAAGCAAGAAUGUUAGAGGAAAGUAGAAAGGGUCCGCCAACUUGGAAGGACGUCCCCAAGGACCUCACGGAGGCGAAGGAGGCGAGAGAGGAUGCGAAGGUGGAGAAGAAGACCAAUAAGAAGAAGUAG
This is a messenger RNA of Hyaloscypha bicolor E, 831 nucleotides long. RefSeq lists its product as uncharacterized. Bases 1 to 831 code for a protein of 276 amino acids. Lineage: Eukaryota; Fungi; Ascomycota; Leotiomycetes; Helotiales; Hyaloscyphaceae. The transcript is spliced from 4 exons. The record is from RefSeq and is a predicted model, not a curated record.